Molecule: messenger RNA, 575 nt
Organism: Drosophila albomicans
Lineage: Eukaryota; Metazoa; Arthropoda; Insecta; Diptera; Drosophilidae
Exons: 2
Coding region: 111-575 (154 amino acids)
Source: RefSeq, a predicted model, not a curated record
CAGGCUGCAACCCAACAACGGCUCUUCUCUCUAUAAAUACACAAAUCAUGCGAAAUUGACAGCCAGUUAGAAAUUUCGACUAACAACCUUAAGACUCUCUUUCUCCUGCUAUGACAAACGAUCAACGCUUUGUGUUACUGCUGCUCAUUGGUUUGGCCAGCGGUGCUUGGCUAAGUGCUAGCACUACAGCUCAAACUUUUAGCUCGGAGGAUCGUGGUUCGAUACUUAAAUUCAUGGAUGUGCUGAUGAAUUUUCUAGAUGCCGAAACCGAGAAUGGAACGAGCACUGAGUCUCCCAAUGGAAAUGACACCACCACCACCGAGACGAGUAAUGCCACAGACUCGAGUACCAUUAGCACUUCCCAAAGCAGCGAGAGCACCGAAGCAACGAGCAGCAACAGCACAACUCUCGCCACAAACGCCACAGAGUCGAGCAGCAGCAGCAGCAGCACCAACAGCAGCACCACCGAUGCGACGAGCACCACCAGCAGCAGCCCAGUAGCAACCACUCGACGUCGCAUUUGCUUUAGGCGAGUCUGCUAUAAGUUCAUGAACGAUAAGGGCUAUAUAUACUAA